UCUUGAAAUAUGGACACUCUUGACCUUGAGACGCAAAAAGCCCUGAGGAAUGGCAUGUACACAUUUCCAGUUUCUGCGAGUAAGAUGACACCAUUUGACGGGGAAAGUUGACAGCGGGUAUACAUGACACUUUGAGUCUUUUCGCAAUGCCACAGAAAGAGUUGUCUAUAAAGUUGGGAAUAACGGAUGUACGGCCCAUUAUUCAAGCGGUCGGCAGGGCAAUCGCACCAGCCCCUGUUCGAGGAGAUGAGCCUCUGCACUGUGAUAUGCCCGAGGUACUCUCAACAGGGGAUGGCUUUAUAGAUAGAUUCCUAGGAUGCGGGGGUUUGCGUACAGGAGAGAUAUGGGAGAUUGUUGGAGAGAGGUAUGUUGGGCGAGCCCUUCGACAUGUCUCACGUCUUUCCGACCUUCUGCCAGUUCCUCGGGGAAGACUCAGUUUGCUUUGCAGCUGUGCCUAAUGGCUUUGUUGAACCCGAGCUCUCACAAAAUAGAGAGGUCCGCAUGUUAUAUAUCUUCAAGUUUGGAGAUGCGGACAGAACGCUUGAUGGAAAUUUUCCAUCAUCAUCCGGUCUUUGCAUCUCUUAUUGAACCCAACCCCUCACCUCCCACCUUUCCUACUUUCUGGAUCCAGUCAGACGAUGAUGUUCUCUCAAGAGUGUGGCAUAGACAAGUUGAAUCGGACGAUGAACUCAUUCGGGUGUUGUCGCGGGACUUGCCUGCGCUGGCGACUGGGCAAUCGUUGCCCAGUGGUUCGCCAUUGAAACUAGUGGAAAACACAGUAGCUGGACGGAGACGGCGGGCAAAAGUCCUCAUUGAGAUCGCGCAACUUCUGCGGCGAUUGGCUAUCGAGCACAGUCUAUGUGUUUUGGUCAUCAACAACGUUACAGACGUAUUUUCUGGGGAUGACAGCCCAUGGGAUGCCUUCAAAUACCCAAGAUUCCCUCAUUUUUCGGGAACAGCACCCGGUAGCCAAGCUAUUCAUGGUGUCUGGGAAAACUUAUUCUGCCCACCCUAUCCUAAUUGGUUUGCCCGGACACCGUUGCAUCUAGUACGAGAUGGGACUUGCGAACGGCAAAAGGAGGCAUUAUUAGGGUUUUCAUGGGCAAGUCAGCUUAACGGGCGUAUUAUGCUUUCUAGAACAACAAAGCAUGCACAUGUGGUCUGGAAGGAUCUACAGAACAUAUCAGUCGAGAACGUCGAUGAUCUAGAACCUGCGAUAAAGCCUCGAAGCCUCGCACCGCCUGGAACAGGACGUUCAUCACCACUUGGUCCUUCUGGACUGGAAAAAUCGCAGGCCGAAUUUUCAUCUUUCGGGCAGUUUUCUCGCACCCACCAACUCCGAAAACUCACACUCAUGUUCAGGGACUCCAGAACUGGGUUACAGUCGAUGGAUUUUGCAGUUCUAGAGUCCGGCCUGCACUCAAUACCAGGACAACAACCCCCUUCGAAGCCUCAGAGCCUUCAUGCGGAGCCGCGGGCGUCCGUAUCAUCUGGGUCAUCGGAAGCCCGGACAGUCACCAGCAUUCAGCUUGAACCCAAUGUUAUACCAACGUCAACAGAAACGGACGAACGCGUCCCUCAUGGCGCCACAUUGGAGUUGGGUGAUUCUGAGUGGGAGAAAUACUACCCAGAACUCUUCGGGGGAGGUGAAGUGGAUUUGUUCUUUGACAGAAAUGAGGCUCUAGUGGACCAAGAUCUCUGUAAGGAAGCGGGUAGGCAGAUGCCACCUUUCAAACAAACGGGAUUGGCGAGAUUGCCUUCGGCCGAGCUAGUCAAUGCGAGGACGUUGUUGCAGAGCAACAGUACAAUAUCCACUCCGAUUCGAAAGGAAGAAUGAACCAUUUACUGUAAACAAUGCCACGGACGAGUGUGUUUCAUGCAUGCCUUUCCGUCUCAUUGGGAUAGGCAUUGUAGGCCAUGCAUCGGUGGGAUCUCAGAAGGGGAUACAGUGCAUUAACAGAAUCGAGAUGAUAGGCAUAUUGGAUUCAGUCGGAAGGGCUGAUUUCCGCCCAGCGGAUGAACUAAAUGGUAGAAUCAGUCACGUCAACCGCAAAAUUCAGCUGGUUCUGUUUGCGCCUGGGCACGUUAGGCACAUAGAUCGAUAGUUCCGUCCGGAACCAUGCAAGAAUACCCUGAAUUCCGGCUGGGAAUUUGGGAUUCAGAAAGUACGAAUUUGUGCUCUGAAAACUUAAUAUACAGAACGUGAAUAUACUA
Molecule: messenger RNA, 2214 nt
Organism: Cantharellus anzutake
Lineage: Eukaryota; Fungi; Basidiomycota; Agaricomycetes; Cantharellales; Hydnaceae
Exons: 3
Coding region: 317-1837 (506 amino acids)
Biological process (GO): resolution of mitotic recombination intermediates; double-strand break repair via synthesis-dependent strand annealing; t-circle formation
Cellular component (GO): replication fork; Rad51C-XRCC3 complex
Molecular function (GO): four-way junction DNA binding
Source: RefSeq, a predicted model, not a curated record